Molecule: messenger RNA, 3526 nt
Organism: Theobroma cacao (cacao)
Lineage: Eukaryota; Viridiplantae; Streptophyta; Magnoliopsida; Malvales; Malvaceae
Product: Leucine-rich repeat receptor-like protein kinase family protein
Biological process (GO): protein phosphorylation
Molecular function (GO): ATP binding; protein kinase activity; protein binding
Source: RefSeq, a predicted model, not a curated record
GAAAGGUUUGGAAAUUGAGGCAAAUGUCGAUGCCCAGCUCGAGGCAAUCCUCCUCCUCCUUCUUCUUCUUCUACAACCUCUCUUCUUCAUCAUUCUUCAUUUCAUUUCUCUUCUUCUUCCUCACUACUGCAACUUUUGCAGCUCCAAACAAAGAAGCUUCCAUUCUAUUCUCAUGGAUACAGUCUUCUCCAACUCCACAUUCCUCUUUUUCUAACUGGAAAAAUCUUGACCCCAACCCAUGCAACUGGACCUACAUAACAUGCUCUCGUCAAGGUUUUGUCACUGACAUCAAUAUACAGUCCGUCCCUCUUGAGCUUCCUUCACCAACCAAUCUCUCUUCUUUUCACUCUCUCAAAAGACUAGUCAUCUAUGAUGCAAAUCUCACUGGCACUAUCCCGGUUGACAUUGGUUAUUGUACAGAACUUACUAUCAUUAAACUUAGCUCAAACAGUCUGGUUGGCUCCAUUCCUGCAGGCAUUGGUAGGCUCCAAAAUCUUCAGGACUUGAUUCUGAACUCUAAUCAGCUAACCGGGAAAAUCCCAGUUGAGUUAGGUAACUGCAAAAGCCUCAAGAAUAUUUGGCUUUAUGAUAACCUUCUUGGCGGAGCUAUCCCAGCUGAGCUAGGAAAAUUGUCCAGUCUUGAAGUUCUUCGAGCUGGAGGGAACAAAGAUAUUGUUGGGAGAAUUCCUGAUGAGAUAGGAGACUGCAGCAACUUGACUGUUUUGGGGCUAGCUGAUACAAGAGUUUCAGGUUCAUUACCACCCUCACUUGGGAAGCUAAGCAAGCUUCAAACAUUGUCUAUAUAUACUACAAUGCUCUCCGGUGAGAUCCCUCCUGAAAUAGGUAACUGCUCUGAGCUUGUAGACUUAUAUCUUUAUGAAAAUAGUCUAUCAGGAUCGAUCCCGCCACAGAUUGGUAAACUUAAAAAGCUUGAACAACUGUUCUUGUGGCAAAAUAGUCUUGUUGGGAGUAUCCCAGAAGAGAUUGGCAAUUGUAGUAAAUUGAUAAAUAUUGAUCUUUCUUUGAAUUCUUUAUCUGGAACCAUACCUUUGUCUUUGGGGGGUCUUUUGGAGCUUCAAGAGUUUAUGAUUAGCAAUAACAAUGUGUCUGGUUCAAUACCUUCAAAUCUCUCCAAUGCUAGUAAUCUUCUGCAGUUGCAACUUGAUACAAACCAGAUUUCAGGUUUGAUCCCACCAGAGCUUGGAAUGUUGUCAAAGCUUACUGUUUUCUUUGCCUGGCAAAACCAGCUUGAAGGAAGCAUUCCUUCAAGUUUGUCUAGCUGUACUGAUCUCCAGGCAUUAGAUUUGUCACAUAAUUCUCUCACUGGUAGCCUUCCUCCUGGCCUGUUUCAACUUCGGAACCUGACAAAGCUUCUGCUGAUUUCGAAUGAUAUUUCUGGUUCUAUACCCCCAGAGAUUGGAAAUUGCAGCUCUCUUGUGCGUUUAAGGCUUGGUAACAACAGGAUCACUGGUGUCAUUCCUAGCGAAAUUGGGAGUCUUAAGCGCUUAAAUUUUCUUGAUUUGUCUAGCAACCGACUUUCUGGCCCAAUUCCAUAUGAGAUUGGGGGUUGCACAGAGUUGCAAAUGAUAGACCUCAGCAACAACAUUCUACAGGGUCCCCUGCCUAACUCAUUGUCAUCUCUAUCUGACCUCCAGGUGUUGGAUGUCUCCAUCAAUCGAUUUGAUGCUCAAAUACCAGCAAGCUUGGGCCGUCUUGUGUCAUUGAACAAGCUAAUUUUAAGCAAGAAUUCAUUGUCUGGAUCAAUACCUUCUGCUCUUGGCCUCUGUUCAAGUCUCCAGUUGCUUGACCUUAGCAGCAAUGAGCUCACUGGAGGCAUACCAACAGAACUUGGUCGAAUAGAAGCCCUUGAGAUUGCUCUUAACUUGAGUUGCAAUGGACUUACAGGGCCAAUCCCUUCUCAAAUGUCAGCACUUAGCAAGCUUUCCAUACUGGACCUUUCCCACAACAAGCUUGAGGGGGACCUGGCUCCACUUGCAGCGCUUGAUAAUCUCGUUUCUCUGAACAUCUCCUACAAUAACUUCGAAGGUUAUCUGCCUGACAACAAGCUUUUUAGGCAGUUACCACCAGCAGACCUGGCUGGAAAUCAAGGCCUAUGUCCUACAAGCCGGGACUCGUGCUUCUUGGGCAGUUAUGGCAGGGCAGGAUUAUCAAGAACUAAAAAUGAGAUAAGGCGAUCGCGGAGGCUUAAACUAGCAAUUGCAUUGUUGAUUACCCUAACAGUGGCAAUGGUUAUUAUGGGGACAAUUGCAAUGAUUAGGGCUCGAAAAACCAUUAGAGAUGAUGAUGAUUCUGAGUUGGGUGACUCAUGGCCAUGGCAAUUCACUCCCUUCCAGAAGCUAAAUUUCUCAGUAGAGCAAGUUUUGAAAUGCCUGGUGGAUGCUAAUGUGAUUGGAAAAGGGUGUUCGGGGGUUGUUUAUCGUGCUGAUAUGGACAAUGGUGAAGUCAUUGCAGUGAAGAAGCUUUGGCCAACAACAAUGGCGGCAUCUGAUGGAUGUAAUGAUGACAAAUGCGGGGUUCGUGAUUCUUUCUCAGCGGAGGUGAAAACGCUUGGUUCAAUCCGUCACAAGAACAUUGUUAGGUUUUUGGGCUGUUGCUGGAAUCGAAAUACAAGAUUACUCAUGUAUGAUUAUAUGCCUAAUGGGAGCUUGGGGAGUCUCCUCCAUGAGAGAACAGGGAAUGCUUUGGAAUGGGAGCUCAGGUACCAAAUUUUGUUGGGGGCAGCACAAGGCGUUGCUUACUUGCACCAUGAUUGUGUCCCUCCAAUUGUUCAUAGGGACAUCAAGGCAAAUAAUAUCCUAAUUGGCCUUGAGUUUGAACCUUACAUUGCUGAUUUUGGCCUUGCCAAGCUUGUAGAUGAUGGUGAUUUUGCUCGUUCCUCCAACACUGUUGCAGGCUCUUAUGGAUAUAUUGCUCCUGAAUAUGGUUACAUGAUGAAGAUUACAGAGAAGAGUGAUGUUUAUAGCUAUGGUGUAGUUGUGUUGGAAGUCUUGACAGGGAAGCAACCAAUUGAUCCAACAAUACCAGAUGGAUUACAUGUCGUUGAUUGGGUUAGACAAAAGAGGGGAGGAAUCGAAGUACUUGAUCCUAGCCUACUGUCUCGACCAGAGUCAGAAAUUGAGGAAAUGAUGCAAGCAUUAGGUAUAGCUUUAUUGUGUGUAAAUUCAUGCCCUGAUGAAAGACCAAACAUGAAAGAUGUGGCAGCAAUGCUGAAGGAGAUUAAACAUGAAAGAGAGGAGUAUGCAAAGGUUGAUGUGCUACUCAAGGGAUCACCAGCAAUUGAUACAAAGGAAAGUAAGAAUUCAAGCACAGUUCCAGCAACAUCAUCAUCAAAACCAGCAAUGCAAAGCUUGUAUCCAAAAAGCAAUAACUCCAGCUUCUCUGCAUCCUCUCUACUUUACUCAUCUUCGCCGAAUCCCAGAGUGGGGUUAAAGUGAUAAAGCCAAAAAUGGUUAUAGGGCAAAGCUUUCUGUGGAAAAGGACUACUGCACUUUCGGCUCUAAAGUUC